AUGCGUGGUGUGCUUCUCACCAAGUUGGUGUGGCAUGUGGUCAACCGGGAGAACACUCCAGCGUUUGUGGAGCCACAGGCGCAGGAAGACUACGUCAAGACGAGCAACAUCGCGUGUGGUUUGAUGUUGCUUCACAUGGGUGCGGAUUAUCACCACGUGGUCGACGACUGUGAGGAAGCGUGGGUUGCGUGGUCACGUCUUAAGUCGUUGUACGGUGGAUCGCAGAAGGCCGGACGGAUUUACCUCAAGCGUCAGCUGUUCAGCAUGAAGAUGGCUGAAGAUGGUAACGUCUUGCAUCACUGCAAUGAUGUGUUGAACAUCGGCGCCAAGAUGGAAGGCGAAGACAUCGCGAUCUGCUUGUUGCUCAGUCUCCCGAAGAGUUUUGAGAACGUGGUUCUGAACUUGGAGAUGAGCAAUGCAGAACUUCGUACCUAA
Molecule: messenger RNA, 435 nt
Organism: Peronospora belbahrii
Lineage: Eukaryota; Oomycota; Peronosporomycetes; Peronosporales; Peronosporaceae
Source: the annotation of a GenBank genome assembly